This is a messenger RNA of Cladocopium goreaui, 2023 nucleotides long. The record is from the annotation of a GenBank genome assembly. NCBI's taxonomy places the organism in Eukaryota, Dinophyceae, Suessiales, Symbiodiniaceae.
AUGUCAUUUUCCGACUCACCAGCUCCGACUCACCGUCUCGCUAAGCUAUGCACCUGGAAACGCGAGUGGCUGAAAGAUGUCUUCGGCCUCAAGUCCUCAAAGAAGACGGUCGAUGCCAUCCAGCUCGAGUCAGGUCAGGCAAAACCUGGAGUGUUGGGCAAAAGCGGCAGCCAGAGCAGCACUCCGCAAGCCAUGAUUGUGGUCGCAGCGGAUGACAGCAAUCGUGGUGAGCUGAUGGAGUAUCGAACGUUGGCCAAUGCUUGUAGCAAUUGGUCCGAUGGUAAUAUUCUGGGCAAGGGUGCUGCAGCGACUGUCUAUCGGUGCAGCUUACCUCGCUUCGGGCAGGUGGCCGUUAAGCGCUUCCACCAGACGCCUGCAGGUGGUAUGGCGUACAACUUCGACCGAGAGUUAGAUGCUUUGUGCCAAUGUCGCCAUCCUCAUGUGCUCGAGAUCUUAGGGAGAUCACAAUCAGGACCUGAGCAGCUCAUCGUGAUGCCCCUGAUGGAGGGCGGAUGCUUAACCUCCGCCCUGCCGUUAAUGACCUGGGCCCCGCGCGCUGAGUGCUUUGGGCAGGUGGUCACAGCUGUAUCAUUCCUGCACGGCAAGAAGAUGGUUCAUCGAGAUAUCAAAAGUAGCAACAUCUUGUUGGACCGCAUGCGACGCCACGCACGCUUGGCCGACUUUGGUCUGGCCAAGGACCAGGUGAAGGGUUCUGUGCAUGGGACUACUGGCAUCGUUGUGGGCUCCCCCGGCUAUAUGGCUCCGGAACUCAUGAUGCGCCCGGCCAACGAGAAGACCGAUGCCUUCGCACUGGGCAUUGUGCUGUUAGAGAUCCUGACAGGGCAAGGUGCAUGGAACGAGGCUCGUGACGCGAUGGCCCUGGGUGAUGCCGCUGUCUCCGAUGGAGCCUUUCAGGUGUCCAUGCUGGAUCAUAGUGCUGGCUGGCCUGACUUGGAGGUACAAGUCCUUGGCAAUUAUGCCGUCUUAUUGACCUCCUUCGACCCCAAUCAACGCGUCACUUUGGCGUCCAUGGAAGAGUCCCAACCUUACAAGGCGACUGGGCCAAAGUUGGGCGCACCAAAAAAAGCUCGGGAUACCGAGCUGGCCGGAGGGAGUCUGAAUCGCUUGUGGUUUGUCCGUUUUUGCUCGCCACACGCCGCUUGCGCGGCGCACGUGCACCAGCGGCGCUUCGUGGGGGGUGGCUUCCGUGUGAAGAUCUGCGAAGGGUUUGGUGAGUCACCAAACAGUCCAACAUCUGCUGCUUCUCACAGGAGCGCGCCACCGCGCAAACUCGCGCAAGUGGAUGAACUCUUGCGAGAGAACGCGCAACUCCGGCUGGAUCGUCCACGACCUUUCGCUUCGCCGGGAGCUGGUCUGGGCAGUCCGGAGACACAGGAUCCCACUUUGGCUCGAGCUGAGGACUUGGGCGAACUGCGACGCCUUCAUGGGGAGGUAGCAUCCCAGCGUCGUGUCCUGGAUCGAAUGGUGCAGAUGUUGUCUGCGGAUGCGGGCACGGCAGCAUUCGAACUCUUGAUAGAGGAAUGCCAACGUUUGUUCCAGCGUGUGGUGGCCAUGAAUGAUGAGAAUGCGGUGCUGAAAGUGCGGGUGGGAGAUGCUCCAAAAGAAGCCUUGCCCAGCAACCUCCAGGAGGCUCACGAGGCGAAUGGUGUGCUCCGCUCCCGCCUGGAUGCACUCAGCGCCGAACUGUUCGCCACAACUACCUGGAAGGAAGAGGCAGCCAAGCGCCUCAAUCAACAAGCGACGGAGAUUGAGCAAUUGCGCCAGCGUUUAUCCAGCCUGUCACCGGAGAUGGAUGUACAGGCACUUGAAGAAGCGAUGAGACCACCGGAGGAUCAGUUGCGACACCAGUUGGAGCGUUCUCAACAGCAGAGGAGCAACUUAGAGAAGUUCCUCGCUGCACAGACCUCCCGAGUCGCCCAGCUCUCAGCGGACAUGGAGGAGCUGCAGCAACGCUUGCGCGAGGUGGUUUUCAGCAUGUCCGACGUCGUGGCACCCCCUGAGG